UAUAUUUUUUUAAAUAUUUAUACAAAAAAAAUAAUAACUAAAGAUGUUUAAUUAUAUACGUAUAUAUAUUUUGUGAAAAUAAUGCUGAAUUACCAUAUAAAAUUUCUAACAUGUGACGAUAGUAUAAAUCUAAAGAACACCGACUUCAAAAGUUUUAAAUAUGAAACGAAAAAAAGGUUGGAAGAAUCAGUGCACGAUGCUGCUAAAAGGAAUUACUACGAGCGUCGUGGUGGAUGCUGGAGAUCAUCGAAUUCGCGGCAAAUUCGUCAGCUUGAAUCGAAAAUGGAACGUGGCAUAGUCCUGUGUGAAUGGACAAACGAGACUCUAAUCACCAUGGUAUUUUCUUCAGGAGCGAUUGCCUACCUCACCAUAAAACCAAACAGCUUAGAUGUAACCCAAAUACUGUUUGAUAGAUAUUGUAUUGGAAAACUGGCUGGACAAACUGUUACAGGAGUUGUACUAUGCAGUUCUCAUCUUAUGUUCACGCAUACAGAAAGAAUGGCAACUUUAAUCACUUUUGGGAAAACUCCAGUAAACCGUAUACCUUGCCGCAUAUCAGACAGAGACCCACAUAUACAGAAUGUAGAAUUAGGAGGUGGGUCCCGUCGCACUGAAAGACGCGUGUCGUGGUGUGAGGCAGGGAAUGGCGUGCGUGUGCUGGUAUGGAGCACAGCUAACGCAGAACCGGCGCCCUGGAGCCCUAUUCUCGAAGACCACGCCAACUUACACUUAUACCACAUAGAAGGAGAGCAGAUGUAUUUAAAAGCAUACCAUCAACUUGAAAAUGAAACUUUAUCAGCAGACCUGACCCAAAAACAAAACAAUACUGUUCAUAUUAUUGAACAAAUCACAUGUCAUCAGAACGGUGUCAAUUUAGAGUGGGCGCGGUACGAUAUAUCGUCGGGAUCGCGCGAACGAGCCACGAAAUUGUCGAACGCGCGAUCAGGCGGCACGCGCGUGUGGUUGCCGGCGCCAGCACGGACCGCCCGCAGAUCGCCAUGCGGCACGCGACUACUUGCAGCCUGCAUCGACGGAUCACUGCAUCUUGUACACAACAUAGCAGGACUUACGCACUCUACAAAGGCUGGCUUUAUAGCAGCUGACGUGCGAUGGGCGGGAGAAUUAAUUGUGGCUGUGGAAGAGGGAGGUCGCUUGCAGUGCUUCGACCGCGCAUUAUCUCUGCUACACAAUCAUACCAAAUGCUUAGAUCUCACUUCAUAUUUAAGGGAUGCCAGCCGUAUGCAGAUCCUAGCUACAUACAAUGCCGUUAGUGGUCCAUUUGUAUUAACAACAUUCAACGGCGGCCCUCUCACAUUACUUCGCAUCACCCAUCCACGAUUAUUGACGGCGUGGCUAAAUGCGGGCCGCAACAGUAACGCGGUGGCGCUUCUGCGAGCCAUGGAUUGGGAUGAGGAUGGACCCCGCUGCUUGUGGGCCGUCAACAAAAUAGUUUGUGCAGCGCUGCGUAGCAAAACUGCGUGGGCGGCGGCGGAGGAGAGCGCGCAGGCGGCGCUGGGAGCGUUCCUGGCGCCGCGCGCGCCGCUGGCCGCCGCCGCAGCGCCCGCCGCGCCCGCCGCGCCGCCGCUGCACGACCUCGCCAGGAAACUCUUCCAUCACCUGCUCAGACGCGGGCGGGUGGAGACGUCGCUGAGCCUGGGCGUGGAGCUGGCGGCGUGGGACUUGUGCUCGGACGCUCGCAGUGCGGCCGCACGCCGCGGUCUGCACGCACUACGCGACGAGGCCGCACUCCUCGCUGCGCACUACGCCCGCUUGCAACCCACCGAGUCCGACUGUUCAGGAUCGUGUUCCUGCGGUUCACAUUGUUCACAUUCCUAUUCAGAUUCGGAUGUUGAAACUAGUGAAUCUUCCGAAGUGGCUAAAACUGAACCACCACCGUUGCCUCGAGUGUCGCUACCAUCUCUCCCUCCUCAACCCACACUAAUGCCCGUUUCUAUAACACAAACUGAACCAAUUUCCACAAACAGUAUUCGUCCAAACCUCCAUCAAUACCUAGAACGAGACAACAAUGUCUGGACUAACCUAAGAGAUGACACUAUAAUAUCCAAUGGCUAUAAUAAAUACAAACCAGUGUUAACACAAAACAUGAGAUGGCAUAGUGUGGAUAAUAUGCUGUCUAAGCAACCAUCAAAACAAAUGCUUGCUGCAAUUAGUGAAGUACCAACAAGAACGAACUUGGAUGUACCUAAGAAAGAAGAAAAAACGGCAUCCGGCCAGUUUAGGAAUAUGUACCAAACGGAAUUAAGAGACGAAGCACCUAGCACAACAUAUAGAUACUACAGCAAUAAUAACUAUUACUCGAAUACAAAUCUAAGUACACAAAUGAGACCAGAUUGUACGCCGCAGAGAAGUACAAAUCGACCGAUUGAAAAAAAUAAAGUUAAAUUUUCGAACACCGUCACGAUUGCUGUUGUAUCUGAUUCGCCUGUCUGCUCGGAAACGGAACGAGAAUUAGCCGACAGUCUACCACUGUGCCCGCCUCACAAGUAUUUAGCAGCAUUCGCGCCCCAGCCGUCGCUGCCCCAGCCGUUGCCGCCCCAACCGCCGCUGCCCCAAUCACAACCGCCCCAGCCGUUGCCACCCCGACCGUCACCGUCACAACCACAACCGCCCCAUCUCCAAGCGGCCGCCGAAUCAACCCCAGAAAGACCACCUAAGAUCAAGGUUGUUCAUUUCGGAAUGGUGUAAGCACAUUCGAGUGAUGUAAUUGAAAUCCGUCCAUUAUAGCUUUAAUAAAACGAAGUUUAUUGAUAUUUUUACUCUAAUAGAUAUGAUAGGAUAUAGUAAUCGAUGUAUAUUUUGUUUAUAAUGAUUUAUUAUAUUUCAUUAUUUUAUACAAAAAUAGACUUAGGUACCUUUGUCCCUGAAAAAAAAAGAGAAAAUUGAUAUCUCACUAUUCAAAAGAACAUAUAAAUUUAUACUAUUUUAUACUAAUAAAAAAAAUAUAAAUAUUAUGAUAUAUGCGUGCAUAUAUAAUUCCGUAGUCGUCUUGAUUUUUUAACAUAUGAAGAAGUUGAAGUGGGUUCUAAAUAGAAUAUCUAUUAAAUCAAUGAACAAUGACUAUGUUGUAUCUACAAAUUUUAUUAGUAGUGUAUAU
Achroia grisella is the source of this 3115-nucleotide messenger RNA. It is a transcript of the gene frtz, whose product is annotated as WD repeat-containing and planar cell polarity effector protein fritz. Gene Ontology annotation, cellular component: axonemal basal plate. The coding region runs from base 82 to 2706 and encodes 874 amino acids. Gene Ontology annotation, biological process: cilium organization; establishment of protein localization; nervous system development. The transcript is spliced from 14 exons. The record is from RefSeq and is a predicted model, not a curated record. Lineage: Eukaryota; Metazoa; Arthropoda; Insecta; Lepidoptera; Pyralidae.